Molecule: messenger RNA, 1168 nt
Organism: Olea europaea var. sylvestris
Lineage: Eukaryota; Viridiplantae; Streptophyta; Magnoliopsida; Lamiales; Oleaceae
Exons: 2
Coding region: 131-844 (237 amino acids)
Source: RefSeq, a predicted model, not a curated record
CUCAACCCCUUACGGUUGGCUAACAUGCGCACCUCUCUCAUUUUUCACUUUUCCACCAGCAAGAAACACGAGAUCCCCCAAUCGAAACCCCCAUAUCCACCGACACACACCUCCUCACCUCUUCACUAACAUGCGCCAUCUCCUCCUCACAAUGGCCCCUUCUUCCCAGAAAAAACCGACCACCACAAAACCCAGUUCAGCAACCCCCGCCAACGCCAACCACCACCAUGCAAAUACCCCAAAUUGCCCUUCGCUCUGCAGGCACUCCCCUUCAGCCACCCUCGACAUCCUUAUUUUCAUCAUUGUUCUCUUCUCGGGGACCUUUCUUAUUAUCUCCUACUUCUCUUAUCUCUUCCAGGCGUUUUCCCUUCUCCUCCCCCCCUUUUCCGCCCUUGUUUCUCAGCUUUACUAUCAUAUAUCAUCUGAUGCGCAAUCCCAGUACAUCUUUUUCGUGUUAUUUUUUCUUUCUUUUUUUAUGUUUGUUGUGUUUUUCGAGAUCUGUUGUGGGUUCAGAUCGAAGAGAUGCGGGAAGAUUGGGUGUAAAGGAUUGAAGAAGGCCAUGGAGUUUGACCUGCAGUUACAGGGGGAGGAGUUGUUGCGGUUGGAGAAUAAGGCAGUUAAGGAUGUCAAUGAGUUGCCAUGGAAAGGUGAUUGUGAGGAUAAUCCGGAUUAUGAAUGCCUGCGCGCGGAGUUGAGGAAGAUGGCCCCGUCCAAUGGACGUGCAGUCUUGCUUUUCCGUGCGAAAUGUGGGUGCCCAGUUGCCAAACUUGAAGGAUGGGGACCUAAGCGUGGUCGGCGCAACAAGAAGAGUCUCGCUCUUACUAGCGGAGGAGAUAGUCGCUGACUGUUCGUGGUGGUGGUUUCAUUCAGGCAUCAUUGAUAGUUUCUUGUUUUGCUAUACUUUGCUCGAAGGACUUGUACUGUUGAUGAGAAACAAUUUUUUUAGAAGUUCAAUGAGUCUAGUAAAGAAACUUAAUUAUGUCCACUCUCGUGGAAGUUUCAUAAUAUUCGACGCCCUAAAUUAAAUGAUAGUAAAUUAUAAAAUUAAUGGGUAGACAUUUUAAAAUCUCUAUCUUUAGUUCAGGUCUAUGUGAGUAAUAGGUUUAUGUUAUGCUGAAUGAACGGCAGCAUUGGUAAUGAAAUCAGAAACAAGGUAUUUUCGGCAUUU